AAAAUCAAAAUCAGGAGGAGGUCGCGGAUCCGCACAUUGCGGAGGCUGUUCCCGAGGGCAAUCAAGAGAAUGCACAAGAUAUUCAUGGUGUUAAUCUUGUGGCGCAGAACAAUAGAGUUGCACGCGAAUUGGCAAGGCUGGGCCACCCCAUUCUUGCUCAAGGUAGUCGUCAGCGUCGUGCUCGGGCAGCUUAUGUAAAUGUACAUCGCUAUCGCAGGCCCAACUUGGGAGCGGAAGGAAGGCGUUGCCGGGCAAACUGUUUGUGUCAGUGCCCGAGUUGUCGGUGUUCAGAAAUUCUUUUGAACCCUCCUCCUUCCUAGUUUGACUAUUGGUGGCUGAUCUUUCACUUUUGACCUUUGAGAAGAGGGGGCGCUGCAAGCUAUAUUUUUUUUUGGCCAAAAUGAAGAUUGAUGACUGAGACCUGAGCUUUCACUAUUAACUCUGUUCUUUUUUUCAAUUUCCCAUUUUGAUGAGAUUCAUCAGUACAUUACUUUAGUUUUCAUCACUUCACCUAUAUUCUCAAGCAAUAUUAUGGGAAUCUAGAAUAAGAAUUGAAAGUUGCACGUAGAGUCAUAUGAAACAACAAUUAUAUGUCAUGGGAAAUUGUUUUCUAUCUAGUUGGAAAAGUAGUUAUAUGAUCUUAUUAUUCAUGAA
Capsicum annuum is the source of this 654-nucleotide messenger RNA. RefSeq lists its product as uncharacterized. Lineage: Eukaryota; Viridiplantae; Streptophyta; Magnoliopsida; Solanales; Solanaceae. The record is from RefSeq and is a predicted model, not a curated record.